GUCGUUUCGUGGAAGACUCCGCCCCGCCCCGCCCCUCCCUGCCCCAGUGAGCGACCGAAGUGAACUCGUGGGAGAAGAAACUGAAAGAAGAGUCUUCGUGGAUCGUUCCAACUCUUCGUGCAGACAUGCGGGUUGCAGUGAUCGGAGCUGGCGUCAUUGGCCUGUCCACGGCCCAGAGCAUCUAUGAGCAGUAUCACUCAACGGUUAGUCCGCUCACCAUUGAGGUGUAUGCAGACCGAUUCACUCCACUGACCACCAGCGAUGGAGCUGCAGGCUUCUGGCAGCCAUACCUCUAUGACAAGGGCAAUGUCCAGGAGACGAAAUGGAACAAGGAGACAUUUGACUACCUGCUGAGCUGGCUUAACUCACCCGAGUCUGUUAAAAUGGGUGUAUUCCUUCAGUCUGGCUAUAACAUCUUCACUGAACCUGCUCCAGAUCCCUCAUUCAAAGAGGCCGUCCUCGGCUUCAGACACCUCACACAACGGGAACUGCAGUUGUUUCCUGGAUACAAUUUUGGCUGGUUUAACACGGCUCUGAUGGUGGAAGGAAAGUCAUAUUUACCGUGGUUGAUGGACUGGCUUCAACAAAGGGGGGUCAAAUUUUAUAACAAGAAAAUAAACUCUUUCAAAGAGCUGUCUGAGAGCGGGGCAGACGUGAUCAUAAACUGCACAGGGGUGAGAUCAGGAGAGCUGCAGCCAGACCCAGACCUGAAGCCGGGCCGAGGGCAGAUUAUAAAGGUGGAUGCUCCCUGGCUGAAACACUGGGUUAUCACCCACAACAUGAAGACGGGAGUGUACAACUCACCGUACAUCAUUCCAGGGAGCCGCCUCGUGACAGUUGGUGGGCUUUUCCAGUUAGGAAAUUGGAGCGAACAAAACAACUCUGCCGACCAUAAGCAUAUGUGGGAAGAAGCUUGUCAGCUGGAACCAAGCCUCAAGCAUGCCAGGAUCGUGGAGGACUGGGCUGGUCUCAGGCCCGUCCGCAGCAAAGUGCGCCUGGAACGCGAGACUUUACAGUCAGGCGCCUCUACAAUAGAGGUGAUACACAACUACGGCCAUGGAGGCUUUGGACUCACCAUUCACAGAGGCUGCGCCCAGGAGGCUGCCAGGCUGUUCGGCCAGAUCGUUCAGCAAAAGCACAAAGCUACAAAAGCUCGUCUGUAGACGUGCUCACCAGUCCGUUUUGCUGUGCACCUUUUUUCACUAAAUAUGUAUGCAUUAUAAACGAUGAAAUGCACUUAAAGUAAGGAUGUCUGAGAGGGUUAUAGAACUAACUUAAACAUGAUGUUAAAAUGACAAAAGAAGAUCAAGCAGCUGUUCUUUUGUUGUAGUAAUUAGAAAAUUCCAGAAAAGUAUUCCAAUACCUUACAUGAAGUAUAUAAUUUAUGUUUUGUAGGGUUUAAAAUGACAGAAAAACUGUUUGGAAGUAUAGUUUCUUCACAUUCAUUUUCAAAUUUUGAUCUUUUAACAUAACUUCCAUGAAACAGAAAUGUGCCUUUCUAAGAACAUUUACAAUUUGUAAAUCUUACUUUUUUAACAAAAUUAUGAUAUGCAAUAAUUUGUGGGUUUGUAAUGUCUAUGUGAAAAUAUAGCAUUUUUGUCCUAUAUACUUCAAAUACAGACAAUAAUUAUUAUGAUAUUUAUACAAAUACACUAAAUCUGUUACUGUCAAUUAUUCUCAAAUGUCAAUGAACACAAUAAUCUUUAUAUGUGUCAAAGAAAGUUGCAAAUAAAAUAGCAAACAACUGACUUAUACCCUGAGAUAGACUGGCGACCUUUCCAGGUUGCCCCCUGCCUUCGCCCGCAAGUGGCAGCCGCGUGACUCCGAAAGGGAAUAAACGGAAGAAGAUGAAUGAAUGAAUGAAUGAAUGAAUGAAUGAAUGAAUAACUGAUUAACAUGUAUGUGUCAGAGGUCAGAACUCUGUCUCCUCCUCUGGUCUCCAGUGGGAGCCGUCUCCAGAGUUCUAACCACUACAUUUCCCAGCAACCCCUGUGCACACUCCCUGUCCCCGGACAACCAGAGCAAACUUAAGCUCUGUACUGAGCCUCACUCAGUGCGAAAUAUUGUUUGUGCCAUUUGUGUUCUGUAUUUGACUCAGUUUGCCUGCCCUGAAACUCACCUAGAUUUUGACCUCCUGUUUCUCCUUUGAUGCUCCUAUACUUGUUGACCCCUUCCUGCCUGACCCUGAUUCAGCUUUGUGGACUUAUAGCUGAGCUGCAACUGGAAACAACUGUCUGCCUGUGACCGUAUAUGUGUGUAAAAAACACUAAAAUCCCACCACAUCAGUGAUCGACCUGAAUGAGAUUGACACCACCAACAGAAGCACUUAUUGCUGAAUAGUCACACCUCCAAACACACAGACAGCACCACCACCCCGGCCCAGCUGGACAGAAAUAAAAAUAUUGAUCAACGAAACAGGUUUUUAGGUGUUGCCCCAGCCCUCAAACUUUGCAGACUCCUAUUUAUUAGGAACUGUGAAAUGUACACAUUCCACAAUGACCCCCCCACCUUAAAAUCAACCAUGUAAAGAAACUGCCUAAAUGUAUGUAUUUCAACUAAAAUGUUUAAUAUAUAUUCUUCAGCAAUAAAUGACAUGAUUC
Oryzias latipes (Japanese medaka) is the source of this 2600-nucleotide messenger RNA. Its product is annotated as D-amino-acid oxidase. Gene Ontology annotation, cellular component: cytoplasm. Lineage: Eukaryota; Metazoa; Chordata; Actinopteri; Beloniformes; Adrianichthyidae. Gene Ontology annotation, biological process: D-alanine catabolic process; D-serine catabolic process; L-proline catabolic process. The record is from RefSeq and is a predicted model, not a curated record. Gene Ontology annotation, molecular function: FAD binding; D-amino-acid oxidase activity.